AUGGGUUUCAGCGUUCAUGGAUCUAAAAAGAGAGAGGUUGACGCUCAGAAGCACCUGAAAAGGCUUCACAAAAUUGUGCCUUGGAUUGAGAACCCUUUACAAGGUGCGGAUCCACAGCAUCUUGUGUUCCACCAGCGACACGAGGCCAACACUCUGGAGCUAUUCUUCGACCUGUUCUUCGUAGCCAAUCUCGCCACAUUUACCGCCCAUCACUCUAUCACCGACAGCGACUCUCUGUACGCAUACAUCGGGUUCUUUGCCAUUCUAUGGUGUAGUUGGUUCCAGAUCACGCUCCAUGAUGUCCGAUUUGCCAGAGAUUCAAUCUUUGAGCGAAUAUGCAAGGUCGCCCAGUUCAUCGCAUUUGUUGGCUUGGCGCUCGUAGGUUCUAAGUUUCAGCCGAAUCACAAGAAAACGAAGGAUGAUGAUCCUACGAAGGACAACAACACUAAUUUUCGAAUUCUUUGCUAUGUCCUCGUCUUAAGCAGGGCGUUGCUCACCCUUCAAUACAUCGUCGUCCUCAUCUCUACGAUAGUCGCCAAAUACAAGAAGCUGUACCUCCCCCUCAUCAUAAAUAUCAUUAUUUAUCUGGGAGCCACCGUCGUUUUCGUGGCCAUGACUCCAGCCUUCAAGGAAAAUGCCACUGGCCACGGCAGGAUCUACGUUGUUUGGUAUAUUGUGAUGCUCAUCGAGUCAUUCGGUUCGAUUGCCAUCUCGUGCUGUUGGACGAUGUUGAGCUUCAAGAAAACCCAUAUAGUCGAGCGCAUGGGACUUCUCACCUUGAUCGUCAUCGGAGAGGGUGCCAUUGGUGUAACCAAGACUAUCAGCAAAAUGAUGGGCAAGUACGGUCUGGAUCCUUCAGGAUGUUUUCUCGUCAUUUGCAUCAUCCUCGUUCUGGUAUUCGUCUGGAUGCUGUACUUCGACAACUCUCCCCACGGACACUACGGUACGAUACGGCAGCAGAUUUGGUCUGUUCUGCAUUUCCCUCUUCACCUAGCGAUUGUUGGCUUAGUGGAAGGCUCCCAACAGAUUGCCUUGGCCCGAUAUGUCAGCCUGCAAAUGCUAAAGAUCGACAAAGCUUUCUGGACCUAUUGUGUGAAGGACCAUCUCGACGGUCAAGAUCUUGCAACCGCCCUCAUGGAGAAGAUCGAGUACUAUCAGUUGGACAAGAAAGUCGACUCGGAGAAAUACAUGCCGUUUAUCGAAGAAAAACUCGAUUUCAUCGCAAACGCGACUGGAAUCUGCUCUGCAAAGAAUACCGCCUCGUUCCAACAGACCUACUCUGCGUGGUCGUAUGCGUACCCAGAGGGCGUAGUCAAUCUCCUCGUCGACACGACGAGUGCCCUUUACCAAAGUCUCGGCGUCGAGCUUCCUGAAAGCGAAGCCCUGAAGAACCUGACCGCCACAGAAAUCAUGUUUCACGCAUGGCGCGUCAUUUACAUCUACUACUGGUCUUCCCUCACCAUGCUCAUUCUCUGUUCGCUCAUCUUCAUGAUCUUGAUCCGCAAGAACAAGUCCGACUUCUUCGACUGGAUUUCCAUCAUCAUUCGCGCGCUUAUGCUCGGCUUGAGCGCUUGCUUGGUCGCAGUCGUUGCGAAUGAGAACGCCCUCUACACCUUAAUCUCUAGCCCUGUUGUCCUCCCAUUGUGCCUAAUCAUCAUCUUCCUGAUUCUCAUUUUCGACCGCGUCUCCGCCGUCUUUGCAAACCACCGCCUGAAGAAGAGCGGUGCGCCCUACGCAAACGAGGACGAGGAGCAUGGCCACGAGGAGCACGACCACCAUGACGAGCUCUCUCACCACGACAUGGACAAGGAAGCAACCGUCCACAUCGCGGAAACUUCUCCUUUGACGGCUAGCACUGCGUAUGAGCGCCCUCACAGCAUUGGGGGGAUGACACACAUGCCGCCUGCUCUUUACUCUCCUCCAGUGGAACACGCACCGCCCAUGUUCAACUCAAAUGGGUACGCGCCUGUGCAAAACCAUGGCUAG
Molecule: messenger RNA, 1986 nt
Organism: Mytilinidion resinicola
Lineage: Eukaryota; Fungi; Ascomycota; Dothideomycetes; Mytilinidiales; Mytilinidiaceae
Exons: 4
Coding region: 1-1986 (661 amino acids)
Source: RefSeq, a predicted model, not a curated record